AAUGAAUUAAGAUAAGACCUAAUAGAUUUAAUAGCAAAUUUAAACACAAGAUUAAAGUAUAUAACCAAUUUCUAAUAUUAUAAUAGAUCAAGCACCAUAUUCAAUUAAUGGAGUUUCCUAUAAUCAGUAAUAAUAUUAUAUGAUCAUGUAACAACAACAACACCCAAAUUUUUAUCAUCAGAAUAUUCAAUAAUAGUCUCCACAGUCAAUGGCUGUGAUGCAGUAAAUGCAAUAGCAAAAUAUGCCCAUGUAAAAUAUGGCAAUGUAAAAUAUGGCAAUGCAAAAUAUCCCCAUGUAAAAUAUGGCAAUGCAAAAUAUGGCAAUGUAAAAUAUGGCAAUGUAAAAUAUGGCAAUGCAAAAUAUGCCCAUGUAAAAUAUGUAAAUUCAGCAAUUGCAAAGUACUUUAUUAUAAAAGGAUGGUCAAAUAUCUAGAUAGGACCAAAAAAUUAAGGAAAAUGAAGCUGAAAUUGAAAAAUUAUAGAAAAAGUUGGAAGAGAAGGAAACUGAGUUAAAAAAAAUAAAAAAAGAUUCUAAAAGUUAGAUAGAUGGCUUGAAUACAAAAUUAGAAGAAAAAAAUGACGAAAUAAAAAAUAAUGAUUAAAGAAUUAUAAGAUUGUAAAAAGAAAAGACUGAUAUUUAAAAUAAUAUUACAAAAGAACUAAAUAAUAAAAUAGCAGUCCUGGAGAAAGAAUUAAUAUAGAAAGAAGAUGAAAUAUUAUCAUAGAAAUCUACUAUAAAUAGACUAGAGCAAUAAAAUUAAUUUUUGAAUGGAAAAUAGCCAGAUAUUGAAAGAUAGUUUAAAUAAUCGAAUGAACAAUUCGAUGCAGAAAAAAAAAAAAAUUAAUAAGCUUUGAAGUUAUAACGAGAAUAGUACGAAGUAGUAAUAAAAAAGUUAAAUGAAGAUCUAGAAUAAUAAUAAUAAUAGAUUGAGUAAUUAUCAAAUUAGUAAGAAAAAGAGCAUAAAAGUUUUAUGGAUGCAAGAGACGAAAUAACUAAAUUGUAAUAAAGAUUACAGAAUUUACAAAAGGAUUUGAAAAUAAAAGAUGAAUCUAUAAAUAAUUUGGAAACUCGAGUUAAGGAUCUCAAAUUUUAAUUUGAAUAAGAACAAUAGAAAUUAAAAACUUCUUAAGAAAUGGUUACAUAAUUAUAGGAAUAGUAGGGAAAACUCAAUUAAGAAUAUAGAAAAUAUAUAGAAAAUUUAUAGAGUAAUACCAAACCCGACAAUAAAAGUAAAUAAGAAUUUGAGAAAAAUUUAUAAUAACUAUAGAACGGAAUUCAAAAUAAUAUUUAAUAAAAAUAGUAGUAAAUGUAAAUAUUGGAAGAAUAAAAAAAGAAGGAAUAUGAAGACAAUAAAAUAAAAUAAAAAUAAUUUCAAGAGUAGAGAGAUUACUAGAAAAAAUAAGAGAAUAAAUUAAUCAAAGAAAUGUUAAUGAAAAGAACAAAAGAAUCACUAGAAGAAUUUGGAAAAUUAGAUAUAUGUUAUGUUGUAGAUUGUACUAAGUAAUUAAAUAUUAAUUGAUAAUUUAGAUCUAUGGAACCAUACAUUGAAUAAGCAAGAAGUUGUGUUAGAGAAUCUUUGAAGAUCAUCAAAUAACAGACUAACAGAGAUACAAUAAUGUCUUCUAUAGCUUUUUAUGAUAUGGAAUAAAAACCCCCCGGUGGGUAUCAUUAAUUCACUUUUUCUAAUAAUGUUUAAGAUUUUGAAAAGUUUAUUACAAGUGUUCCUAUUGUAGGAGGGCAAGAUCCUCCAGAAGAUGUUAAAGGAGCUUUAUAAUAAAUGAUUGAUAAACUUAAAUGGAUGAAUAAAUUUAAGAUUGCUAUAUUAAUAACUGAUUGUCCUUGUCAUGGCAAGAGAUAUCAUAAUAUGGUAAAUGAUUGUCAUCCUUAAGAUGAUAUUGAAGAAAUGCUUUAUCGUUUGAUAGAUUAAUAGAUUGUUUUAAUAGGUUUCAAUUUAAACUAAAAAACUAUCUAAAUGUAUGAAGAAUUUAAAAAAAUUUAUGAAAAAAAAAACGCUUCAGAUUUAUUUUUAUAUGUUGAUGUUGCAGGAUUAUCAGUUAAUUAGUUAGCUGAGAAAAUGGCUAAAUCGUUAGGAAAUGCUUCAGUUAAUGCUACAUAAGUAAAAUCAUCAGGAACAAAAACUAAAAAUCCAUAAUAAUAAAAAGAAAGACCAAAAAACAAAGAUGGUGCUAUGGAAGCUUUAUGUAAAUAGGGAGAUUUUUAUAAUUUUGAGAAAACAUAAAUUCAAGUAGUAGAUACUGAGUUUACAGUUUUAAAUGUUACUAUAAAUGACUAAGUAUUUGCAGCAAAUUUAAAGACUAUUAAUAACAUUGGUAGAUAAAAAGAUUAUGUAAUAACUGAAGAAGGAAAAUGGUAGUGUAUUAGAACUGCAGAUCCAUUUGCAUUUGGUAUGAUGAAAGAUGUCUUUCUGAUGAAAAAAAAGAAAGGAGGAGCAGAUGAAUUAUAUGUAAUCAAAACUCCUUUGGGUGGUUAACCAUAUAAAACAUAAGAAUAGACUGUACAAGAAUGUAGAUCUCAUUUAGUCUGCUAAUAAUUAAUGAAAAAAUUUAAAUAAGAUAUCUAAGAUGCAAAAGAUCAAUAGAAAAUUUUAGAUUUUAAAUAUCCCAAUGUUAUUUAUAGUGACUUUUUGAUUUUAAAGGAAAAAUAAGGUAAAAUUUCAUAUAUUUAAUAUUUUUAGAUCGAUAUUGGAUUGCUGAAAGAUUUUUCAAGGGUGAAUUUGUUAAGUAUAAUAAUAAUUAUGGCUAUAUCAAUGAUGACAUUACAGAAAUUAAUAAAUUUGCUUAAGCUUUUUCAUACUAUACAUUCUAUAUUAGUGGUGGAAAUUAUAUGGUCAAUGAUGUUUAAGGAGUUGGUCAUUAUUUCACUGAUCCUGCUAUUAAUACAGUUAGAGGUAAAUCAUAUUAAUAUCCUAAGGGGAUUUCGAUGAAACUGAUAUAGGGGAAGAAGGUAUAAAAAUGUUUUUAGUAAAUUUCCAAUCCAAGAAAAGUCUUCCAUUUGAAAUAUUGUAGCUUCUUAAUAUAACGGAAGAGUGAAUUGAAUAAUAAAUUGAGAAAG
This is a messenger RNA of Paramecium sonneborni, 3072 nucleotides long. NCBI's taxonomy places the organism in Eukaryota, Ciliophora, Oligohymenophorea, Peniculida, Parameciidae. The record is from the annotation of a GenBank genome assembly.